GCCCCGCCGGCACCCAGUGUCACUGGGUCUGGUGUCUCUGUGAGAAACUCCCAUUGCCCUGAGGCCCCAGGGCAUUAUCAUUUCCCUCUUUCAUUCCCACUAGGCUAUACCAAGUCCCAAGGGCCCUUAGACUGCCCGUGGGCCCACGACUCCCUGCAGCCGCUGGAGGAUGAAGCAAUCCCACACCAUCUUCCUAACGAGGCUCGUGCUGUCCGGGCUGCUUCUCUGGGUGCCGGCCACUGGCUACAACCUGGAGGUACGCCGUGCCCGGAGCUUCUCCUUCCCGCCGGCAGGGAGGCACUUUGGCUACCGCGUGCUGCAGGUCGGAGACAGGGUUGUCGUGGGCGCUCCGGGCGAGGGGAACAGCACAGGAAACCUCUACGAGUGCCAGCCGGCCACUGGACACUGCCUGCCAGUCAGCCUGGGUGGUUCCAAUUACACCUCCAAGUACUUGGGGAUGACUUUGGCGACAGACCCCACAGCUGGAAACCUGUUGGUCUGUGACCCUGGACUGUCUCGGACGUGUGACCAGAACACCUAUCUGAGCGGGCUGUGCUACCUCUUCGACCAGGAUCUGGGGAGUCCUGUCCUGCAAGGGCGCCCAGGCUAUCAGGAGUGCAUAAAGGGCAACGUGGACCUCGUCUUUCUGUUUGAUGGCUCACUCAGUUUACAGCAAAAUGAAUUCCAGAAGAUUCUGGACUUCAUGAAGGAUGUGAUGAGGAAACUCGGCAACUCUUCCUACCAGUUUGCUGCUGUUCAGUUUUCUUCAGACUAUAAAACAGAAUUUACUUUCCGGGAUUACGUUCAAGUGAAGGACCCUGACAUACUGCUAGCCAACGUAACACACAUGCAGCUGCUAACCAACACCUUCGGGGCCAUCAGCUAUGUCGCGGAACAUGUGUUUCAGCCAGAGCUGGGGGCCCGGCCAGAUGCUACCAAAGUCCUCAUCAUCAUUACCGAUGGGGAGGCCACUGACGACGGCACCACUGAUGUGGCCCAGGACAUCAUCCGCUACAUCAUCGGGAUCGGAAAGUUUUUCCAGACCAAGGAAAGCCAGGAAGCGCUCCACAAGUUCGCCUCCAAGCCCACAGAAGAGUUUGUGAAGAUUCUGGACACAUUUGAGAAGCUCCAGGAUCUGUUCACGGAGCUGCAGAGGAAGAUCUAUGUCAUCGAGGGCACAAGCAGGCAGGACCUGACUUCCUUCAACAUGGAGCUGUCCUCCAGUGGCAUCAGCGCCGACCUCAGCAGGGGUCACGCCGUGGUGGGGGCCGUGGGAGCCAAGGACUGGACCGGGGGCUUUCUCGACCUCAAGGCCGACUUUCAGGAUGCCACAUUUGUUGGCAACGAACCGCUGACAUCAGACGCAAGAUCGGGGUACCUGGGUUACACAGUGACCUGGCUGCCAUCACUCAGAAAUGCACCACUGCUGGCAACAGGAGCCCCCAGGUACCAGCAUGUGGGGCAGGUAUUGCUAUUCCAAAAGCAAAGCGUCCCAGGACCCUGGAGCCAGGUCCAGAAAAUAGCCGGGACCCAGAUUGGCUCUUAUUUUGGAGGGGAGCUCUGCGGUGUUGACCUGGACCAAGAUGGGGAGACGGAGCUGCUACUGGUGGGAGCCCCGUUGUUCUAUGGGGAGCAGAGAGGAGGUCGGGUGUUCAUCUACCAGAGAAAGCAGCCAGGGUUCCAGAAGGUUUCGGAGCUACACGGGGACUCUGGCCACCCCUUGGGGCGCUUUGGAGCAGCCAUUGCCGCCCUGGCAGACCUCAAUGGAGACGGGUUGCUGGACGUGGCCGUGGGGGCCCCACUGGAGGCACAGGGGGCCGUGUACAUCUUCAAUGGACAGCAGGGAGGGCUCAGCCCCCAACCCAGCCAGCGGAUAGAAGGGAUUCAGGUGUCAUCCGGAAUUCACUGGUUUGGACGCUCCAUCCAUGGGGUGAAGGACCUGGGAGGCGACGGCCUGCCCGAUGUAGCUGUGGGCGCCGAGGGCCAGGUGAUCGUGCUCAGCUCCAGGCCCGUGGUGGACGUCAUCACAACCAUGUCCUUCCUCCCGGCCGAGAUCCCGGUGCAGGAGGUGGAGUGCUCCUAUUCAGCCGCCAGCCACAAGAAGGAAGGUGUCAACGUCACAGUCUGCUUCCAGCUCAAGUCCUUCAGCCCUCACUUCCAAGGCCCCCUAGUGGCCACACUCAGGUACACUCUGCAGCUGGACGGCCAUCGGACCCGCAGCCGGGGGCUGUUCCCGGGCGGGAAGCAAGAGCUCCGCGGGAACACGACUGUCACGCCCGUCCAGUCCUGCACCAAGUUCUGGUUUCACUUCCCGGUGUGCAUUCAAGACCUCAUCUCCCCCAUCAACGUCUCCUUGAGUUUCUCUCUGUGGGAUGAGGAGACAGCCGGGGAACAGAUGACGGUGCAGCCUAUCCUGAGACCCGCGCCCCACUCGGAGACCAAGGAGCUCCCCUUCGAGAAGAACUGCGGAGAGGACAAGAAGUGCGAAGCUGACCUGAGGCUGGCCUUCCCUCCUGCCAGAUCCAGCGCGCUGCACCUGAUGCCCUCGGCCAGUCUCUCCGUGGAGCUGACGCUGAAGAACCUGGGAGAGGAUGCCUACUGGGUGCGGCUGGUUCUCCGCAUCCCCCAGGGACUUUCCUUCCGCAAGGUGGAAGCGCUCAAGCCACAUAGCCACAUACCUGUGAGCUGUGAAGAGUACCCUGAGGAGCCCAGGCUCCAGAGCAAGAACCUCACUUGCAAUGUGAGCUCUCCCAUCUUUAAAGCUGGCAGCGAGGUUGUUAUCCAAGUGAUGUUCAACACGCUGCAGAACAGCUCCUGGGGUGACGUGGUACAGCUGCACGCCCACAUAUAUUGUGAAAACGAAGACGCAGGUCUGCUGGAGGACAACUCAGCCAUGACCACACUUCCAGUCCUGUACCCCGUCAACAUCCUCAUUGAGGACCAGGAAAACUCCACACUGUAUGUCAGUUUCACCCCCAAGGGCCCCAAGAUCCACCACGUGCAGCACAUCUACCAGGUGCAGAUCCAGCCCUCCAUGUACGAUCAUAGCCCACCCGUACUGGAGGCCUUGAUCGGGGUGCCAGGGUCCCCUAGCAAGGGGCCUGUUACCUACACGUGGACUGUACAGAUGGAGCCUCCUGUCACCUGUCAGCUCGAGGACCUGAACAGGCUGCCCAGCGCGGAUGAGCCCUGUCUCCCUGGAGCCCAGUUUCGCUGUCCCAUCAUCUUCAGGCGACAACUCCUCGUCCAAGUGCUUGGGACCAUGGAACUGACGGGCGAGAUUGAGGCCUCUUCCAUGUCACGGCUCUGCAGUUCCCUCUUCAUCUCCUUCAAUAGCAGCAAGCACUUCCACCUGUACGGCAGCAACGCCUCCAUGGCCCAGCUGAUCAUGAAGGUGGACGUGGUGUUGGAGAAGAACAUGCUGCAAGUGUACCUGUUGAGCAGCUUCGGGGGCCUGGUACUCCUGCUCCUCAUCUUCCUGGCGCUCUACAAGGUGGGCUUCUUCAAGCGGAACCUGAAGAAAAAGAUGGAGGCUGAUGGAGACAUCCCCAAUGGAGUCCCUGGGGAAGACUUGGGGCCGCUGGCCCCUCCAGAAGGAGCUGAGGACACGGGGUGCCUGGAGCCGCUACAAGGGAAGGAGGCACCAGAAGUCGAGGGCAAGGACUGAGGCCUCAGGGUGCCGCACACAGCCCUGUGCGUAUGCCUGUGUGUCCCAGGCGAGUCCCUGCCUCUCCUCAGGCCUCAGUUUGCCCGUGUUGAGCCUGGAGCUCGUCCUGCUGCUGCCCCCUGCA
This is a messenger RNA of Ochotona princeps (American pika), 3791 nucleotides long. RefSeq names its product integrin subunit alpha L (gene ITGAL). The record is from RefSeq and is a predicted model, not a curated record. Gene Ontology annotation, molecular function: integrin binding. Gene Ontology annotation, biological process: integrin-mediated signaling pathway; cell adhesion mediated by integrin; cell-cell adhesion. Gene Ontology annotation, cellular component: integrin complex; external side of plasma membrane. Lineage: Eukaryota; Metazoa; Chordata; Mammalia; Lagomorpha; Ochotonidae. The transcript has 31 exons. The coding region runs from base 170 to 3667 and encodes 1165 amino acids.